UUCCACGCGCCUGUGGUGCUAUAGAUGGACAAAGUUUAACACAGUCAAGCUGCCAAUUCCUCUCCUCUGUUGCAAAGAGGCAAAGAGGAAGAAGAGAUAUGACGGAAUACGAUGAUCGCAGCUGUGCGUCAAAUAUGUAUUUACCGAGCUGUACUUAUUACGUUUCGACGCCCGAUUUUACAUCAGUCUCCUCCUUUUUACCGCAGACUACUUCGUGUCAGAUUAAUUUCCCCUAUUCUCCCAACAUAGCCCAAGUCCAACCUGUCCGAGAAGUCGCUUUCAGGGAUUAUGGACUGGACCAUCCCAGCAAAUGGCACUACAGGGGCAAUUACGCUUCUUACUACUCAACGGACGAGAUAAUGCAUCGGGACUUGAUCCAGUCCACCAGCAGCAGGGCGGAUGUGAUAUUCAAAAACGAGUCGUUGUACGGCCACCACGGGGGGACGAGCUCGCCGUGCAAUUUCUUCACCGGUGUCGGCCGAAAUGGGGUUCUCCCACAGGGCUUUGACCAGUUUUUGGACAAUCCUAACUCGGACAAGCCCAACGCGGAGCUCCCCAAACAAAAGACAGACUCUGCUGCUCCCGGAGAUGCUGCGAAUAACAAUCAGGCUUUAAGCAAACUAGAGCAGCACAAAGCUGACCCGAGCGGGAGCGCCGACGAGGACUCAUCCUCCAACUGCGGCGACAAGAACAACAAGCAACAGAGUUCAUCAACCAAGUCCAGGAAGAAGAGGUGUCCUUACACCAAAUACCAGAUCCGAGAACUUGAACGAGAGUUUUUCUUCAACGUGUACAUUAACAAAGAGAAGCGACUUCAGCUGUCCAGGAUGUUAAACCUGUCCGAUCGGCAGGUGAAGAUUUGGUUUCAGAACAGAAGAAUGAAAGAGAAAAAGCUGAACCGCGACCGCCUUCAGUAUUUUACUGGGAAUCCUUUAUUCUGAUACCUGACAUUACACACACACACACACACACACACACACACACACACACACACACACACACACACACACACACACACAUAUUUUAAAGACUGGUCUCCUCUGCAUAUUUGAAUCCUCGUAAUCCUGUCUAAAAAGUUCAUUUUACCUAAUUUUGGCAUUUGCAGAUGCCUUAUUUUUACAAACAAUUUCUGCAUCUAUUUAUUUGUGUUCACAUAUUUUCGCGUUAUUGGCAACAAAUAUUCCAGCAAAGCGCGAGCUGUGCUUUGAAAUUAUUUAUAUAAAAUAUAUGUAGGCUUCUUCCUUGUGAAAUGUCCAUUUAUACGUCGCAUGUAAUGCACGUUGUGGUGUGAAAUAAAGUAGACACGACAAAUGUUUUAUGAUAGUCACGAAACUUGUCACAUGAACUUAUCCACAACUAACAAAAACAACACGAGAAAAGGUUUUUUUUUUUUUACUUCUAAAGAUUCAUCAAUGGAGAAAUUUGGCGCUUGCAGGCCUGUAUAAUCCUGUUAUUUCCUCUGCUUU
Sander lucioperca (pikeperch) is the source of this 1466-nucleotide messenger RNA. It is a transcript of the gene hoxd11a, whose product is annotated as homeobox D11a. Gene Ontology annotation, molecular function: DNA-binding transcription factor activity, RNA polymerase II-specific; RNA polymerase II cis-regulatory region sequence-specific DNA binding. Gene Ontology annotation, cellular component: nucleus. The record is from RefSeq and is a predicted model, not a curated record. Bases 99 to 941 code for a protein of 280 amino acids. The transcript is spliced from 2 exons. NCBI's taxonomy places the organism in Eukaryota, Metazoa, Chordata, Actinopteri, Perciformes, Percidae. Gene Ontology annotation, biological process: anatomical structure development; regulation of transcription by RNA polymerase II.